UUUUUUUUUUUUUUUGGGAGUAACACGACCAACCAUCAAGCUGCAUUGCGAGACAUCAAAAGAGACCCUGGCUCGUUUUGCACCCAUGACGGCACACACAUGCGAGCGAUCUGGCGACCAUGGCGACCAUGGCGAUGACCGCGAGCUCCUCAAGCGUGCCAUGCUCUGUAAAACCGCCGACGCCGACGCCGACACCGACGCCGACACGCGCGCCGCCAUCAGCGCAAGUCCUGCCGCUCCGGAGCAGCCGGAAUCGCCCGAGUUCUUCGAAGGCACCGAGAAGCUUCUUGAGAUUGAGUUUGCCGACAGCCCGAGCUGCGACGACCGGGGACUCCGAGCCGUGACCGCCGACGAGUGGCAGGUCGUUUUGCGGCUAGUCAACUGCACAAUCUGCCGCACAUCCGCGCCCAGCAGCGUCUACAAUGCCUACGUAUUGAGCGAAAGCUCCAUGUUUGUCGCAAGACGCAAGAUUGUUAUCAAAACAUGCGGAACAACACGGCUGCUUCCGGCACUCCCCGAAUUCAUGCGGAUUGCCCGAGAACGGUGCGGACUGUCCGAACUGCAGGACUUGUUCUUUUCUCGAAAGUCAUUUUUGCGGCCAGAGGAGCAACCAGAGCCCCAUCGCGGGUUUGACGAGGAAGUGGAUUAUCUGCGCUCGCUCUUUGGCGCCCAGAGUGGCGUGGUCAUUUCCCGUGAUGAUUGGCAUGUGUUUUGCCUCAAUCCAAUCUCCAAACGUGCCUCCGGUCAUGCCGAGGUUGACCAAACGCUCGAAGUGCUGAUGACCAACCUCGAUCCGGUCGCCAUGCAGCAAUUUUACCGCACACCUGCGUUCGUCAAUGACGCGACGACAGACUUGACGACUGGUGUUGCAGGGAUUAUCCCCGGAACGACCAUUUGCAGUCUCCUGUUCGAUCCCUGCGGCUACUCCGCCAAUGGCAUCUUUGACGGUGACUGUGCUGGUGUGGAAGACGACGAGACGACGAGUCGACGGCGGGGACGGCUACGGCGACCUCCGCACUACUUUACCAUUCACGUUACUCCGCAGCCCGAAUGCUCGUUUGUGAGCUUUGAAACGAACGCGCCGCUCCAUCUCCACAACGAAAUUGUCGCUCGCGUGCUUCGGGUUUUCCGACCGAGCCAAUUCAGUGUGUCUGUGUUUGCAACACGAGCAGCUCUCGGCGCAGUCUCCCGCUGCCCACACGCCGGCCCCGAAGCGAGCAAUAAUACUGGUGACGACAACAACUGUGUGCUAGAGGUGGAGGUGGACCUCCAAAAACAACAACAACAACAACAACCACACUUUGCCGAAACCGAAAGCCUGUGCUUGCCCUCCGUGCCGUGCACCCAGAGCGCCCACACCUGGCUUGUGCCCGGAUUCGCUGUACAGGAUGUCUUUGACUGUGAUGCCUCCCUCCAGCGCCACAUUGUUCGCUAUGCAAAAUUUGCCCUGCCACCGCGAUGACAUUUUGCCGCGCUCUUUGUGCACCGUCUCGGCUAUGCGAGGUUUAGUCCAAACUCCAAUGUAAUAAAUGUACUGUACUCUGAGUUUCC
This is a messenger RNA of Capsaspora owczarzaki ATCC 30864, 1551 nucleotides long. RefSeq names its product adenosylmethionine decarboxylase 1. The transcript is spliced from 3 exons. NCBI's taxonomy places the organism in Eukaryota, Filasterea, Ministeriida, Capsasporidae. Gene Ontology annotation, biological process: spermine biosynthetic process; spermidine biosynthetic process. Gene Ontology annotation, molecular function: adenosylmethionine decarboxylase activity. Bases 86 to 1462 code for a protein of 458 amino acids. The record is from RefSeq and is a predicted model, not a curated record. Gene Ontology annotation, cellular component: cytosol.